This is a messenger RNA of Penaeus indicus, 825 nucleotides long. RefSeq names its product proteasome assembly chaperone 2-like. Gene Ontology annotation, cellular component: nucleus; cytosol. The transcript has 8 exons. The record is from RefSeq and is a predicted model, not a curated record. Gene Ontology annotation, biological process: proteasome assembly. NCBI's taxonomy places the organism in Eukaryota, Metazoa, Arthropoda, Malacostraca, Decapoda, Penaeidae. The coding region runs from base 1 to 771 and encodes 256 amino acids.
AUGCUACUCGUUCCAAAAAUAGAAAUGAUCAAGUAUAUUGAAUGCGACAUGUUGGACGCAGCGGCAACAACAUUGCCUGUCAUCCAACCAUCUGUGAGUGUGGGAAAUGUCGGUCAGCUGACAAUUGAUCUACUGAUAUCUACAUUGCCCACAAAAAAGAUCGGCAUUGUCCACCACCCAGCCAUACAUGCCAUGGUUGGUGGAGAUCCCUACAAUCCCAAUAGCAAAGAAGUUACUACAAGUGCAGACCUCCAUUUAGUUGAGGAACAUUCCAUUGUUAUUCUGCAGAUCAGAGCUCCAUUAAUUAAGCGUGAAAGGCAGAAGUUUUUGGAAGAGCUCGUAGCCUGGUGCAAGAAUGUUGGCAUCAAGGAUGUCGUCAUGUUGUCAUCUUGCAAUGCAUACGAGAGGUGGGACAGCCAGAUCUCAGGCACGCAGCUCAGGUAUUACACAUCUAACGUGUCUGAGUCGUGUGUGCAGAUGCUAAGGUCUGUAGGAGCAGCAGAGCUUGAGGAACGCACAGACGAGUUUGGUAAAAAACAACGUUUCUUGUCAGGAGCUGGUUUUGUCCAGCCCUUCAUGGAUAUCUGCGAAUUACCUGUAGCAACGCUGAUUAAGUUUGUUGAUGAAGGAGACAAUAGAAGUGAUGCCUACGCCCUUGCAACGUACUUGAACGCUUGGAAACACCUGCUUAAGGAAACCAACCCAUCUUGGAAGGCCCCGUUUUCAUGGAAGAACUUGUAUGGAGGACCACAACCAGUUGGCCUUUGUUGAUGUCUCAUGCUCAUUUGGAACGUGUCGUAGAAGGUUUAUGGUGAUGUUUUUUAG